AUGGGCUUCCAGUUUCUAGCUCGUUACUCGUCUGGCGCAAGUAACGCGACGACCGACUUGUGCACGUCGGAAGACUGGUAUUCCGAAUGCUCGCUCUAUUUAAAGAGCGGUAUUUAAAUACGGAUACGAUAAUUCGUAAUCAUAUUGUUAAUUAAAAAAUACAAUGUAUAAAAUUCAACGUGAAAGAAAAUGACCUCUUACGACCCGCAAGUAAUAGACCGAAUUGAGAUUACGAUUGUGUACCGUAAUAAUAUUCAUCCGCGGUCAGAUAAAUAUUGUAAUUUGGCCUUUGAUUCCGUUCUCACGCAUACACAUAACACGUGUAAUUAUUUUGGGUACCGAGUGUGUAUAAUAUUAUCGAUUACGAUUCUAUAAAGUUUAAUAAUAUUUAUAGAAAAACACCGGUGCCCCGUUAUACAUUGCUGGACUGGGGUAAGUGAACUGGGGUCUGAAUUAGUGCUGCUAAUGAGUAUCAAUCCGGAUUGAGGAAUUGGAUCCGAAAAUCCGGGUUAAAUGGAUUGAAUCCAGAUUAUGUCAUUGUAAUUCGGAUUCCGGAUUGGUCAAAGUGUUGCCCGGCAUUAGUCCGAGUAGUAUAAUCAUUCGAAUCGGCCGAACACUGAAUCGAACGUUAAUUCGCUAACGGCCGUAAACAUGAUAUAUCAAUUUUAGCUCGUCAGGUUUUCAAAAUUAAACAAUACAAAUCUAAUAAUAUCACUUUUUAUAAUGAUGUCACACUUUAAACAAAUAUUUAAUUGGUUGCAAUUCAAAAAACUAUAUAGCGCAAGGGCCCGCGGGUUGCUUGACUAAGGAGUCCGGGGUAGGGUUUAGAGCAGCUGCCGCCCGAGGCCCUUUUAAAAUAUAAUAUGUCGUCCACUUCAUAAAACAAUUUCAGCGUUCGUUAUACACUUGGAGAUUUGACGAAAUAAAAAUAUAAGAAAAAUUACACUGGAAAAAUAUAUUAUUCAAUAAUAACCUAAGAACACACAUUUUAGAUAUUUAACUCGGGUUAUAAUCUAAUCAAUAAUAUUGUUGGACUUCGGUUAAGACUCUCCUGCUGCCCGGGUCACCGACAUAUUUUUAUGAUCCGCGUUUCUUUACGGUGAUAAGGUGGGUCGAGACCUUUCGUGCGCACAACUAAUUGGAUGUUCUUGGAACAGUUCAAAUCAUAAAAAAAUAACAGUGGAUACGAACACAAGGGUGCUGUGGGUGGCGGGGACAUGUCGGAAGUACGGUAAUUUUUUUUUUUUACAUCGAUAAAAGGUAUGGACUUUAGAAUACCAGUGCUGAUUAUUGUAGCCGGUCUCGUAUACUGUCUAAUUAAAAUAUAGACGCACGUGUGUCUUUUGUGCUAUAGAUGAAAUAUGUACAAACGCAUGAUUAUUAUAUUACAAACUGUCUAAUAUUAUGUUCCCGGCCAUUAAUUUAGGACCGAACUAGCGGACCCAUAACACAUCAAAGUAUUUGAGUAAGGCGUUUUCAUUUGCUAGCUAAACGAACAAAUUGUACUGAAUUACCAAAAAAAAAAAAAAAAAGGAGGUGAUACUGUUAAUGGGCGUGCUGCUGUUUUAGAACGGAAGUUGGAAAAAAGGAUACAUAAAGUAAUUCGAUUUAAAUCUGUACACCAUUUCUAACGAAAAUAGAUUCUGAGCAGUUUAUUAGAGUGGCCAUAUAGUAUCUUCCUUGUCAACCAGAAAAUCGAAAGAAAAAAACCAAUUUUCCCAUUUAUUUUGAAAAAUUCAAGGAAAAUCAAAAAAGUUACUUCCUCAAUGCGCCGAUUAGAUAAAAAAAAAAAAAAAAAUAAUCAUUAUAAGAAAAUUUCUGUAAAGUUUAUGAUUAGAGCGAGACAUCUGGGAAAAAAUAUGUUUGUACAGACACAAAAAAUGAAAAUGCACGUCACAGAAAAAACCAAUAUAUUUCUCGCGUCACUCGGAAUACAGAGAAAAUAAUAAUAACCGAAUCGAUUUAACGGUGUCUUUAAGAUCAUUAUAUAAUAAUACCAUCGAUGAUUGCGUGGUGAUUAAUUUUUAUUCCGGUCCUAUCAUCUAUAUGUUUCUUACGGCUUCAUUAUUGAACAGUUUUCCGCGGGUUGUGUCGACUCGUGUAUGAACAUGAUGCUAAGGGCCGUUCUCACCCACGUAAAAAUAGGCGUUUACGUUCAAUGGCGAGAACGGGCCUAAGUUGCUUUCACCGGUCUGAAAAUAUCAAACUAAUAUAUUGAAAACCAAUGAAAACCAAUAUCCGAAACGUUAAAAGACGUUUUGUUCGGUGUAUCGAAUAAUAUUUUUACAGCGCGCGUUUAAUCCGGAUAAAACUGUCAGUUAUGUUUUUGGCCAACGUUGUGACCGUGACGCGGCCGAUUCCCAUCCCGUCUCCGUCCAAACGAAACUAAUGUGUUUAGCGUGUAGGUAGGUUAAUUAUAAUAUGCGGAAUAUUGUUUGAAAGAAAACCGUUUUUGUAUUAUUGUAAUAAUAUACUCGUGUGUUAAUAAAAUAUAUUAUAAGAUCCCGACGACGACACCGGAAUUCUAUUAAACAAAAUGUUACUUUUGACGUUUGCCCGUGAUUUAAAUCGCCCCGGAGACAUCCCGUCGUCGCGCGUCAACCCUCGAGCAGAGCCAUUUAUCCCCCCCCACUCUCUAAAGCUUCGUUCAUUUUUAAUGAUAUAUUAAUAUCUACUCCGGCGGAAAAAUAAAUUAUUUCGCUGAAUUUGAAUUUUUUUUUUUUUUAUUAUAAGUGAGUAUAAUUUAUUAUAUAAACUCUACACUUCUACUCCGGCGGAAAAAUAAAUUAUUUCGCUGAAUUUGAAUUUUUUUUUUUUUUUUUUUUUUAUAUUUAUAGAACGAUUUUGCGAUCAAUAACGCCUUUACACGUUGAUGGACAAUUCGUUUUAUUAUUUUUCUACAAAACCAUCCAAAAAAUGACAAUUUCUAUAGCAGUAAUGCCCCAACUCAUCAAAAUAUGUGAAGCACAUUUAUCAAAAUAUUUAAAAAAAAACUGCUAUAACAAUAAUAACUAAAAAUUGUUUUUUUAUUAAUCAUAAUUAUAUUUUUUUUACAUAUUAUUGAUUGAAUAUAAUUAAAAUGAAUCUUUAUUACUAAAACGUAGACAACUCAUAACGAUUGAAAAUAAAAAUCAAAUGUAAUAGAUAGGUAGAUAGAUACAUAUGUAUCUUUGCAGGUAAAAAUAAUUUGUUAAAAGAAAUGUAUCUCUUGUAUUUUUAUUAAUAGGAAAGUAUUUAUUUAUAGGAUAAGUAUCGUUCAAUUAAUUUUUCUUCUCGCGAUGACAUAUUAAACACGCUAAAAUAUGAUGAGGUACUCGUAUAACGACUGAACGAAAUCGCCAAACGUACUGCUUUAUUCAUAUGCCGUUUAUCGGUUAAAAAUUCGUGUACCUAAACAUUUUAAGUAAUUAUGUUUUUUUUUUUUUUAAUACAAUUUCGAUUAAAUAACUUUACGCGUCCUACACCUUCCCAACUAACCGCUUACAACAGUGAUGCACCCGUCAACCGUAUCAGCAAUUUAUUUCUAUUUCAUCUGUACAUAGGUCAAGGUGAUCUAAAAAUCAACAAAAAUAAUUAGAUUAUCAAACCGAAAAUAUCAAUAACUCUUUGAGUGUUAAAUUCGAGGAAAGAAAAUACCCAGCCUAUUUGUUACUCCCGGUGAUUUCUAGCUGCGGUCAUAAGUACUGCGUACUUAACAUCUCAGAAUGAAUAAUUUAGCAGGGGCUCUCACUCAACUGCUUCACCGCUGUACGUUUAACACUAUUGCUCAAUUAUUUUUUGCCAAAACAUUGAUCGAGGAUCGUCUGGUUCACAUUACGUGUUAUAUUCCGUUUACAAAUGGUGCCAUUAUUAAAACACCAUAACAUCAUAUUUUAUGUACAGCCGAAUUAAAUGUUUUUCUUUUACAACACACCCUGCAACGCUCCACGUUGUUUACUAAUGUACGAUAAAAGCAAAAAUCUAUAUCCAUUGAUAACCCGUAAUACUUGUAAUUAUUCACGCAACAUAUUGUACGAAUUUGUUUCGACGUUCGCCUACUAAAGAUAAUAUCCGCAAUCGAGUCCAGACCAGCAAUUACGAUAUAAUUUUAUCCAUAUUCAAUACUGCAGAUAAGUAGUAGCAUUCAUACGAUAUUAUAAUUUAAAAUAAUUUUUUUUUUUUUUAACAGCCCAGAGGCUGAUUGGCAGCAUUCCAGUCUUCACGUUUCACUGCUUUCCGCUUUAGUUCAUAUAGUAUGUUUCACACCCAAGAUCCUUGACUAAUUGGCUUAUGUACUCGAGAGGUGGUCGUUCUCAGCUAUUCUUCCCUUCUAUGGAUCCUUCUAUUAUUCUAGUUAGUAGGUUGUUAUGUCGCAUUGUAUGUACAAUAAAUUUUUCUUCUCCUGCUUUACGAGAAACUUCCUCAUUUGUUAUAUGAUCUACCCAACCUGUUUUAAGAAUUCUCCUAUAGCACCAUACUUCUAAUGCAAGUAUGUUUUUUGCCUCAACUUUUCUUAUUGUCUACGCCUCACUGCCAUAAAGUGUCACGCUCCAAACGUAAGUCUUUAGUAAGUUUUUCUUUACCUUUAAAAUAAUAUGUUUAUGAAAUAAUUAUGUUUUUCAAAUAACCUAAUUUCAAUUUUUGCAAUUACUACAAACUAGAUAGUGGUCGGAGUCAGCGUGUGCACCUUAUCUAUUAUAGCUGUUGACACUUUUUUAUGCAUUACUCAUGUUUAUCCUGUAGGUAUCAUUUUACACGUGGUAGAUAUGGUUAUUCGUUAUUUCAUUGGACGCUACCCAAAAUUUAUUAUGUGUAAAUCUAAAGCAUAAAACCUUUGGCGGGUGAAAACCCACGUCGGGUGUAAAUAAAAGUAUAGGGAUAAACGGCAUAAUCCACGUCAGGUAGGACACAUUUUAGAGUAGAAUAGUCGAUAAUAAUAUUGUCUAUCGUGAUCUGAGGAAGGCCAUCAAUUCGUCGGCACGGAAUUCGUACCGAUACUUACUAAACUCAAAUUUUAAUAGUCUGCGGUUUUUUUUUUUUAUCUUCUUCGUGUUUACGUUUCUUAUCAUACGAAGAGUGUACUUGCCGAUUUAUUACCGCCGGCUGCUGUGGCUAUAAUUUCCUUACCAUUUUUCGGACAGAUUACAAAACAACCACCGUACUGCAACGCUAAUAAUAAUUUACUCGGAAAAAUAACGGUGUUCCUAUAUAUUCACGUCUGCCCGUUGACAGUAAUAAAAACACAAUUUGGAUACUACGAUUCCUUCGCAGCCAGUACACCAAUUAUUUUUUAUGUAACACUUUAUAUACAAAGAGGUGUAAUUAUAGAAAAUCCAAUUAAUAUUUACACCUAUUUCGGUUAUGUUAUUAAACGAUAAAACGCAUAAUUAACUAAAUAUAUAUAUAGAUACCGAAUUGUCACAAUAAUAUUAGAUUACAUUUAGAAUAUUAGAAUACAAUUUUUAAAAUCAACGUUAUACCUAAUAUCAUUUCGUUAAUUCCAUUAUUGUUUAAACUUAUCGUAUUUAACUAUAUUGGAACAAUAAAUCUAUGUUUUAUCGUUAUUCAUGUUUAAUAUUACAAAUGUAUGGUACCUAAUUACAGUGAAAAAUUGAAAUUUAUGAACGUUGCAGUUUUUUUUUUACAAAUAAUGAUGGUCACUGCUUGGUUUUUCUGGACAAAAGUCGAAAUAUAACGUUUUGCCCAAGUAUCACGAACACUUCACGUUUUGCUCGGGCAUUUCUGAGAUUUGAUCGAUUUCGUCUUUUGCUCGUAACAUAUACAUUAUUUGUACGUAUCGCAGGUCUACACACCUCUCACCGGAAGCUUGAAGCUAACAGUGUUUUAAUCGGCAACGAUAGUGAAGACACGUUUUUUAAGACCGCUAUGGAGCGUGACAUUUUACAAACUGGAAACAUGUUAAAGGCUGCCGGCGUUGUGGACAUUGAAAUACUCAAAGACCGCUGGAAAAAAGCCAACGAGAAUUCGGCAGACAAUGAAUUCAUGAACGGAAAGGUGGAAGUAAUCAAGCUGAAAGAGAUGAUGGCGUUAGACGAGACCGAAAAACCGACGAUCUGA
Cinara cedri is the source of this 6057-nucleotide messenger RNA. The record is from the annotation of a GenBank genome assembly. NCBI's taxonomy places the organism in Eukaryota, Metazoa, Arthropoda, Insecta, Hemiptera, Aphididae.